UGAGCGGAGGCAAAAGAUUCAUGAAUCUUCAUCAACGAAAAUGUGUAUAAGAACACCGCUUCGCGCCGAAGACAAUGUAAUCUUCUCUCAUCAUCGCAUCAUCAGUUCACUUCCAGCUUCUCAACUCCUCAAGAUCCUUCUUCUUUCACUUCUUCCCUGCCGGUCAGGUAUUUUCAAGCAUAUAAUCCUAGGCCUUCUUUACCUACCUAGUCCAUACCGACCUUCAUACAUAAACAAUAAUGUCUUCAUUCAAAGCCAUCGUCGCCUUCGGCCUCAUCGCCACCGCCCAGCUAGCUGCUAGCCACGGCGUGAUCACCAAUGCCACUGGAAACGCCGGCGGGUCUGGUAUGGCUCUAGGCGUCGACCCAGACACCCCCCGCGACGGAACCCGACGCAACCCCUUCCAGCAAGACAGCACGCGUUUCCGCGGCGCCUCAGCCGACACCUUCGGCGAGACCAUCGGCGCCGGAGCCAACGACCUCGAAGCCGGAACGCAAGCGAUCAUGGCCAUGACCGGCGACUCCCUUCCCCAAGUCACCGCAGGCGGGCAGGUGAAGAUGACGCUUCAUCAAGUAAACGCCGACGGCGCGGGCCCGUACACAUGCAUGAUCAGCGCGGACGCAAGCGGCCAGGACUGGACCGAUAUCAAAGUCACGCAGUCUCCCCCCGGAAAGAACUCCCGUGAUCGGGAUGGCAAUGAGACGGAUUUCCCGCUGACGGCUGCCAUUCCGGCGGGUCAGACGUGCACUGGUACCGUGGCUGGUCAGGACAACGCGUGUCUUGUGCGAUGCCAGAACGGUGCUAGAGCGGGUCCGUUUGGAGGUGUUGUUCCUGUUCAGAUGGCCAGCGGCAACGCAACCUCCGCCGCGACAACGCGCCGGAAUCUAGCCCGAGCCAUCAGGAGGAACGCAGCUCGCGCCAUGCAAAAGGAGUAAUUGACAUCCACGACCACCCAACCUCCCGGCCCCACCUGACGCCCUUCUCAUGUUCCCGGGAUCGGAGCGGAGCGACGAUAUCCGGAGACUUAUCUCUUCACAUGCCUCGAUAUAUGUAUGAACAUUGGAGCAUUCGGUGGGCGAGGACAGUGAAAAGCCUUAUUUCGUUCUAGAAUUUGUAGUUUGGAGGAUUUUAUAUAAUUAGAUA
Molecule: messenger RNA, 1143 nt
Organism: Annulohypoxylon maeteangense
Lineage: Eukaryota; Fungi; Ascomycota; Sordariomycetes; Xylariales; Hypoxylaceae
Exons: 3
Coding region: 240-935 (231 amino acids)
Source: RefSeq, a predicted model, not a curated record